AUGUCGAACGCUGCCAUCGCGAUUGGCACCAUCAUAUUCGUCAUUAUCGUCGCCGCGAUAAUUGUCUGCGCCUACAGACGGGCCGAGGCAUGCGCCGGCGGCGUCGCGAGGAGCUACGCGGUGGUGUCGGACCAGCAGAUCCGGCACGCCACCAUCGAGAAAUUCCUCUUGGAGAUCAGGCACGAGAAGCCCUUCAGGUUCACGUCGCUGCAGCUCGCCGGCUUCACGGGCAACUACACGACCCGGCUCGGCGCUGGCGGCUUCGGCACGGUGUACAAGGGCGUGCUCCCCAACGGCCUCCCCGUGGCGGUCAAGGUCUUCGACCGCAGCCUCGCCCAGAGGUCCCAGGAGGAGCAGUUCAUGGCGGAGGUGGGAACCAUCGGGCGCACGUACCACAUCAACCUCGUCAGGCUCUUCGGCUUCUGCUUUGACAACGUCGUGCGCGCGCUGGUGUACGAGUACAUGGACAACGGCGCGCUCGACGCUUACCUCCUGGGCGGCCGGGGCCGCGGCGUCGGCCUCCCGGCGCUGCGCGACAUCGCCUACGAGACCGGCGAGCUCGUGGACCUCGUCGCGUGCAGCAGCGGCGAGGCUGGUGAUGCGGCCGCCGCGCCGGGUGACGACGACCAUGAGCUGCAACGCGAUAAAGAGAUAGUGGAGAGGAUGUGCAAGGUUGCGUUCUGGUGCGUGCAGCAGCAGCCGGAAGCGAGGCCGCCCAUGGGUGCGGUGGUGAAGAUGCUAGAGGGCGAGAUGACCAUCGCUGCUCCUGUGAAUCCGUUCCAGCAUCUAAUGGCGACGCCGGUGACGGCGAACCCGUGGACGACGAUGACGAGUAGCGCGAACGCGGAGUCAGCAACUGGCAUUUCUGAGACUAGCAACGAGAUCGUCUCGCUUUGA
This is a messenger RNA of Miscanthus lutarioriparius, 897 nucleotides long. The record is from the annotation of a GenBank genome assembly. Lineage: Eukaryota; Viridiplantae; Streptophyta; Magnoliopsida; Poales; Poaceae.